UGGACCCGCAUCACAGAUUCCAGGUUUGUCCUCAACUGCCAACGACACACCUGAAGAAAAAACGAAAGGAGGACGACGUGUAGGACUUCAGGCCUCUGACUCGGAUUAUGUUAGAUUGGCAAAACAAGGAGGACAAAAAGGUUUGCUGUGGCAUGAAGAUCCUGUUGAAAAUCCAGAUAGUUCCUACACACCGUCUAAUUUUCUCUGUGAUACUCUAGAUGGUCAAGAUAGCAGGAGUAAAGCAGCUACCCCUGAUGGAGAACGCAAGCAUCAGUCUAAAGGGGCCGCAAAGCCACUGGAGGCCCCAUUUGGAACUGAUAACUGUUCUGCAUGGGACAGGGAGACUGAUAAGACCACUGACUCGGUUUACCCUUGCUAUGGCUAUGAGCAAAAUACCCCACAUCACUUACAGAACCUCAGAUCUUCUGCCCCCGCCCCCAUUUAUGUUUAGGAAUCAUCUAAUCACAUUAUCACUUAUUUAUUAUUUUGUCUUCUCUGAUUUUUAUUCAUUUGUUCCUUUGCUAUUUCUUUUUGAAUUGCUGGAUGAUUUGUUUUUCAUUAUUACGAAUUCAUCACACAAGGAGAUCAACAAUGCUACAUCAGGCAUGGAGAAAGUCUCCCUAAGCCCAAAAGAUAUCGAGGAGACCAACAGGUUCAAAAAAACGUCCCAUGAUAAGAAGACCGCAGCUCCGGUAAGCAUGUCCAAACUGUUAAGCUUUGGUUACGUAGAGGAGGAGAAGAAAUCUCCCAAUGAUGAUGAUACUUCAAGCAUGGCCUCUGAGCAGACCAGCACCAUUGCACCAGAAGACGAGUUAGAAUAGAUGUUGUCCCCCUAAAUCCUUCUUCAAAAAUUGUUCUUCUCAAGUGUCCACAUACAUCAACACCUUACUCCGCUUUAAACAAGACCAGCUUUUAGUCGUCUGAUAAACAUUGCUGUCAUCAUUCUGCAUCUUUAUCUAAACUACAAGUGUGUGUGUGUUAUGCUCACAUAUCUACGGUGCUCGUGAACUAUACCCCUAUAAAGAAGUAAUAUUGUGUCACUACUACUUACAAACUGAAGGGUGUGUGCAACAUAAACUAAACUGUAUAUGCAUUGAACGUUGAUGCCAAGUUGAUGCUAAUUUUUCUUAAUUUUGUAAUAUGAGUUGUUUCUAACGCUAUUUAUUUUAGCAGUGCGGCAAAACUUUAAAAAAAACUUUAGACGGCACAGUUGAUCCAUUUAUCGCACGUAGACAGACAGGAUGUAUUUAUGCUACGUUAAACUACCUUUUCCCAUAGUUCUUUUAUGGCAUCGCAAUGAAGAAACUUUUAAGCACCUUUAUUUUUUAAGUGUGUGCAUUAAUUGACCAAGAAAUAAGGUGAUGCCCUUGUUAAGGAUAUAAGAACAAGAAGGGGAUUCAGGAAGUUUGCAAUUGUGAAUGUCUGUUUUGUUGAUAGAGUUGAUGUGAUAGGACAGUAAAUAAUAAUCUCGGAUUAUGUUGUUUUGUGUUUUAUGCUGCGUAAUUAAUUUAGGUUCGUAAAAGAUGUUUACACUUGCUGUGAGUUAACGUCUACAAGUGAAAAUGAAUAAAAUCGCAUGUGCAUGAAA
Misgurnus anguillicaudatus (oriental weatherfish) is the source of this 1588-nucleotide messenger RNA. It is a transcript of the gene c8h7orf57, whose product is annotated as chromosome 8 C7orf57 homolog. NCBI's taxonomy places the organism in Eukaryota, Metazoa, Chordata, Actinopteri, Cypriniformes, Cobitidae. The record is from RefSeq and is a predicted model, not a curated record.